Necator americanus (New World hookworm) is the source of this 2919-nucleotide messenger RNA. RefSeq lists its product as uncharacterized. The record is from RefSeq and is a predicted model, not a curated record. The coding region runs from base 1 to 2919 and encodes 972 amino acids. The transcript has 19 exons. NCBI's taxonomy places the organism in Eukaryota, Metazoa, Nematoda, Chromadorea, Rhabditida, Ancylostomatidae.
AUGUUGUGUUUCCUUUGUUCCUUUGCAAAAGGUGGCUACUGCUAUUGCCGUCCGGGAAGGCCAGUGACGGUGUUGUCAACGCUCGACAUGCUAAUCGUCGACACUUCAUUUCCAACUGCUCAAGCCCCUCGACGUCGUUCUCGCAGUGAACCCGUUCGACGGAAGGAAUGUUCUCAAUUCGUGCGAUUUCGGAGUCUUCGCGAAGCAAAAGUUGAACGCAGAGAUCGAAAAAAGCCGUUGAGGAUUGACGUCGUUUCAAUAGCAUCGUCAGCAGAAUCUAAACUACGACGGAGGAAAACGAGGAGGGAACGGACUCGCAGACGUAUGGAAGUACAAAGUGAUCACUUCGAUCGUUUGUUGUCAACAUCGUCUUCCUCUCUGCAGUCCAUGGCCUCGGACGCUUUGCAACCUCUAAUGGCAAAUUGGUCUACAUCGAGUCCUGCAUCGGAGGCAAGCAGUGAAGGGCUGUCCUCGGCCGAAUUGGCGCAGGCCAUAGAGAUACCGAGUCGGUCAAGCUUUGCUUUGCUGGUCAAUGGCAAUAACCAUAUGGAAUCGAAGGAUGCACCACCAUUGGAUCGCGGAGAUUUUGUGAACACACAGAAGAAAAUCUGUCCCACAAUUAUUGAUCGGUUACACCUGGAUCUCGUCCAAUUGUCCGACGCUGCGGCACCAAAUGGUUGGUUAGGAUCGGUGAGCUAUGUAACAGAUAUGGAGCAAUUUGUGCAAAAACUACCUGUAAAUGCCUUUGUGGAUCCAUUCGAGGAGGAAGAACGGAGGUCUCGGACAGAAAUGUGGGUCGAGUCAACGUCCCCUGGAUAUCCGAGCGAAGAAGAAAAUGGCGGCGAGGUUGCGGCAAAUGCGGGAGGUUCAGAGGACUCGAUGGAGAUUCCCGAGGUGAAAGUCUCUGAAUGUUCCGAGAAAAGCGUGAGUGCCAGUCCUCCUGGCAACACUACUACCUCAACGACUGGCGCCGAUGAAGAGCCAUUACCGCCGUCUGUUCAGAUUCAUAUAAAUGGCGAGCUGCUGCCCACUGCUAAGAUCCAGAAGAACGUUAUGGACCGUCUGGACUCUCUUGUUACCUCAGAAGUGAGCGAGGCAAACUCUUUAGUGAGUUCCGAAGUGGAUAAGAUUAGCCUCGUGAAAUGUCAAUUCACCAGCAACAUUCAUCACGCUCUGGAUGAUGCAAAGAAAGAGAUAGACUUCGAUCAGAUCGACCGAUUCUGGCGGUAUCGCUACAACAAAACAGAGCCUGAGUCGGAGGAGGAAAAGAAGGAAAAGAUAGAAAAAGACGUUCGUGAGAUGAAUCGACAUCGAGCACAUACACCUACAAUUGAACGAGUGGUGCUCUACUAUACUACGGAUCGAAGACUAUCGUCGACACCUACAGUUUCGUCUAUGUCGCCGUCACCAGAGCCAUUUUCGCAGCGCUCACCGCUCCCCGAGUCGGGCAAGAAUCUCUUCAUACAAUGCGUGAGACCAGCCGUAUCGCAACAUGAUUCGCUUACCUCAGAACCUAUUGGUGAUGUAGUGGUUCCUGUUAUGACUCCUGUUUUUGAGGAGGAAGAGAAAGGAAUAGAGCAUGUGCGAGUCGAGAACCCUCAAAGGCACUUUGAACGGGCGAUUGUUGGUGGCGAGUCAAACUCAAGCGAAUUGAAGAGAAAUGAUGUCGUUUCUGAGCAGAAAGAAGAACUGAAAGAAAGCUCGGACGAAAUUUCAACAGAACUUUUAAUACCGAACAAACCCAUUGACGUAGAAUCGCAUAAGGAAAGUACACCAUUUUUCCGGCUAGACAGGAUAUCUUCCGGGGAGGAAUCGGAAGAUGGACGAGUUAUAUUUGUAGAAUCACGGGAUCUUCCGGCAGCUUUCUUAAAGCGGCAUCAUCGGCUUAAAGACGAAUCGACGUCCACAGCGGAUUUGGAGGAUUUCAUGACGGACGUCAUUCGUGAUGGGUGGAGCGAUAACAACGCCAACUAUAAAAAGGAAGUGCACGACAAGUCGACCGUAACCUCUCCGUCGUUAAACUCAAAUUCGAGUCAGCAACAAUUUUUCGAGAAGCACAUGAUGCAAGAUCAAGCUACUUCAAUGUCACUGUCGCCUGCAAGCUCACCGCUACCACCGUUGGUAGUUCUGGAAGAUGCUCCAGAGACAGAUGUUUCGUUGCCUGAUUUGAAAGAUCACUUCUCAGACCUGGAAAGCUCGUCAGUUGAAGAUCUUCUUGCCAUUGAAACUCGCCCCAGCUCGGUGAACAGAAAAUCGGUCACUUUCAGUGAUUUGAUUGAUGUGGAACCCUCAUCACCUGAAUCGAUCAGGAAAGAACGGAGUCAGUCACCAUUCGGACAUAACUUCGACCUAAAACCAAUUCUUAAGAAAGAGGAUAAGCAGAAGGAAACUAUGCGGCGAUUACUGGAAUAUGCGUCUGAACGAUUGUACAAAGACCUGUUGAUGCUUGUUGAGGAGAGAGAUCGUUCGAUUCAUGCGUUGGAGAUCACUCCAGACGAUGCAAAGGAUCUUUCCGAACAAACUACUUUUUUCCAGAAGAAAUAUCGCGAUAAACUGCUGGAGAACAAAUUCGCCCUGGACAAGAGGAUUGAUCAGGUCUGGUUAAAGCUUAAGGAUAUGCCUAUCGAUGCUCACAAAGCUCAUCUAAUUUACGGAGUUCGUCACAGUUCUGAGCUGACAUUAAAUGUGAAGCGUCGACUUGCUGUUCGAAGAAGCUCAUGCCAGAUAGAAAAGAAGGAGAAGAGAAACGAAAUGGAGCUAGCCAGCGAUUUCUCACGUCGCCUGUCACGUGUUCGUGAGCAGAUGAUCCGUCGAGAUUCCGAUUCGCUACUGGCCACCGAAGACAACCGUUCAAUGGAAGACCUGCUCAACGCCGUUUCACGUAUUUUUGGCAGCUACGAAAAGCUAUGCAGUACUUGA